This is a messenger RNA of Moesziomyces antarcticus, 525 nucleotides long. RefSeq lists its product as uncharacterized. The transcript has a single exon. Bases 1 to 525 code for a protein of 174 amino acids. The record is from RefSeq and is a predicted model, not a curated record. Lineage: Eukaryota; Fungi; Basidiomycota; Ustilaginomycetes; Ustilaginales; Ustilaginaceae.
AUGGUUGCGUGGCUUCAUACAACCCUCCACCCGGACUGCAAAGAGCUGACGUUGUUUGAACCCACCCUUGGCGGCCUCCUCAUAUCAACAGCCGCUCGCGACAACAUGCCUCUCGUGAUCCCUGACGCAACGCAGGUCCCCACCGUGGUCGGCGACUACUCGAGCGUCACCACCGAGGCGCUCCGUGGCCUCAAUGCCGAGACGCUCGUGCACGAAAUCAAGCGUCUCCAAGACAGCGUCACACGGCUCGAGGACUCGAAUCGCCAGAUCGAGCAGUUCGUCCAAGAGACGGCAGACGAGCUCGACGACCACGACAAGGCCGAGAUGCGCAACGCCUGCACCGACAACGACGCCACUAUUUCCAAGCAGAACGGCGUCGUGGAAAAGCUCUUCGACGUGCUCGAAGAGAAGACAGGACAGCAGGACGUGCAGAGCCACUACGGUGUCUCUCGACCCGCAAGCGCACCAGAAGGAUCGUCGGACGCGGUACCAAUGCAGGAAGAUGCCGGCGGCGUCUUUCUGUAG